Molecule: messenger RNA, 666 nt
Organism: Striga hermonthica
Lineage: Eukaryota; Viridiplantae; Streptophyta; Magnoliopsida; Lamiales; Orobanchaceae
Source: the annotation of a GenBank genome assembly
AUGUCUUUUUUGUAUAAUUCCUUCAUCCCUGAGGAAGCAAAGAGUUAUCAGCCAGCCCUUUAUCCUGUAUUUAUAAAUUUUAGAUUUCAAGGAUUGUGUCGAAUCGAUUUUGAUCUCCUUCGGCUGGGGAUGUCGACUGUAGUAAGUGAUACUGUGGUUAUAGGGCCCGGGCCCGGACCCGAUGGGUCACCUGUUAAUGGGACUGUGAGUAUGAUGUCGGGCCAAAUCGAGGUGGAGUUUGCGAAAUGCGAUUGCUGCGGGCUUACUGAGGAGUGCACCCAAACAUACAUAGAAACAAUCCGAGAAAGGUAUUGUGGCAAAUGGAUCUGUGGGCUUUGUUCGGAGGCUGUCAAGGAUGAAACAUUGCGUUCACCGAAGCUUAUAAGCCCGGACGAGGCAUUGGCCCGACACAUCAGCUUCUGCAGCAAGUUUCGGGCCUCGGGCCCACCUGAGGAUCCAACCGUUCAUCUUAUUCGGGCCAUGAGGCAGGUUUUUAGAAAGAGCCUGGAGAGCCCGAAAUCUACAAGGUCUUUGCCGAGUAGCCCGACGAACAAAAGAAGAGAUGAUUUAAAGGGCCCGGUUUUCGCCCGGUCAGAGAGUUGCAUGUCGAGUUUGACCCUAGUCGAGUCGCCGGUUUACUGUGGGGUUGAUGAAAGUUGUGAGUGA